This is a messenger RNA of Procambarus clarkii (red swamp crayfish), 903 nucleotides long. The record is from RefSeq and is a predicted model, not a curated record. NCBI's taxonomy places the organism in Eukaryota, Metazoa, Arthropoda, Malacostraca, Decapoda, Cambaridae.
AUGACCAGUUUUCAAUUAGUAAUUGAUGGCAUCCUCGAGAAAAAAGGAGUGGAGGGUACAUUUGCUCACGUAGAUGAUGUCUUUGUGUGUGGAGAUUCUGAGGAAGACCAUGAUAAAAAUCUGAAACAUUUUAUGGACGUUGCAAGAAGAGCAAUGGGAAUGCCUGCACAUUUCUCCUGUUGGGUGCUGGGGUUUUCUGAGAAGAUCCGUUCUCUCUCUCAUGCCAAUGAUUUUCACUUAUCUGCUGCCGCUGUGAAAGCAUUUGAAGGAUUGAAACGAGACAUUGCUGAGGCAGUGGUUCGAGCAAUUAACCAAACAGCUCUGGAAACUUUCACUUCAGAUCAUGCCAUUGCCGUUACCCUAACCCAGAAUGAACAACCAGUAGCUUUCUUCUCCCGAACACUUUCAAAUAGUGAACAGAGGCACUUGGAGAAGGAAGCUUAUGCCGUUGUGGAAGCCCUAAGGAAGUGGCGACACUAUCUCACUGGACGCCAUUUUUGGCUCGUGACUGACCAGCGUAGUGUUGCUUUUAUGUUUAACUCUAAAUCAGCGACCUCUGAACUUAAACCUCGGUUUUACAAGUUUGACUCUGGGCAUUUGAUUAAAGCUACUCAGCCAUUUGAAAGACUCAACAUAGAUUUUAAAGGAUCACAUUCAAGGAAUAAAUAUAUUCUUACUGUCGUAGAUGAAUUCUCUAGAUUCCCUUGUUCAGAUAUGACUACUGGUACAUUAAUUGAGUGCCUGGUGCAGCUGUUUGCAAUCUUUGGUAUGCCUGCAUAUAUACACUCUGAUAGGGAAACCUCCUUUAUGUCUAAGGAGUUGAAAGGUUUUCUACUCAAAAAAGUGGUAGCAACUAGCCGUACGACUCCUUACAACCCAAGAGGAAAUGGCCAGGAUGAUUAG